GCGGAGUAUGUUCCGCUCCUCUCCAAGAUAUAUGUAUGUUGUGGUUGUUGUUGUUGUCAAACUGAAAGAGUUGUUAUGAAUUAGUAGAUGAACGUCAGAAAGAAAAAUGGAUCUUACUCGAGGCUCAGAUUCUCGUAACAAUUAUUUAAAGCAUAUUCGAGCCUAUAUUUGUGGGGACGUAGUUGUAAGAAGGUGGUGGUUACUGUACAUGUAACCUCUGAACUAACUUCACAGAUACAGAGACGUUGAAAGAAUGAAUGUCCAACACUUUAAUUUUGUUACCUGUUCAACUGGCGAAUGUAAUGAUUACCCCAAAGAAAUAACGGUACGCAUUGAUGGAGAGUCCCAGCCUAUUCUUAUUAUCCCAUUUGAAGAAGAGCCAGAGCCAGAGCCAGGGCCAGUGAUUGCGGACUAUGUUAAUGUCAGAAUUCAGGUGGAGCCCGAAAACCUAAGUAUCAAAACUGAAGAUGUAGUAAGAAGGAAGGAUGUGAAAAUACGAGCAACAAAAUCUAAAGAACGAACCUUUGUGUGUGACUUAUGUUCAAAGGCUUUUGCCACAAGGCAACACUUGGAACGACAUAAUAAUCUUCAUUCAAAGAAAACUUUGUAUCCAUGUGAAGAAUGUGACAAAGUUUUGUUGGACCGAUCUUAUCUCUUGCGACAUAUGAAGAUACACAUAGGCGUAAGGCGUUUUAAAUGUCGUACCUGUGAGAAAGCAUUUCUCACUCCGUCUAGUCUAAGGAGGCACGAAACACUUCAUAAUCCUGACUUAAGAAGUCAUGUUUGUUCUCAAUGUGGAAAACGCUUUCCAGACAAUAGCAGUCUUCAGAAGCACAGUCAUCUCCACACUGGGGUUAAAAAACAUGUCUGUCCAGUCUGUGGACAUGGAUUUUCACAUUUAGGUGACUACAACAUUCAUAUGAAGUGUCAUGACCCUGUUAAAGAAUAUCAGUGUGACGACUGUGGAAGAAGGUUUGCCCGACAUAAUAAUAUGGUAAGGCACAGAGCUGUCCAUUCAGGGGAAGGCAGCCAUUCAUGUGAUACCUGCAAUGUAAGCUUCCAACAUGCAGGGACAUUAACUAGACAUAUCCUAAGCUGUCAUCCUGAGAAAGCGAAAGUAAAAAAGUCAGUUGUGCACCCUCCCUCUGUUGCACCAGAAGUGCUGGCAGAAGAGGAUGUUGAUGGUGAUCUGGAUAUGCUGGACAGUAAAAUUGAAGUGGAUAGAAUUAAUUCAAAAGAGAAUGAGGAAACUGGCUUGUCUCAGCAGAUCACACUGAUCAGGUCAAGUCCAUCAUCAUUUCAAAUUUUUAGAUUAAAUGAUGUGGGAGUUUUGGAGAGGAUUGCUGAAAAUGUUUCUGUUGAAGUUCUCUGUUCUGGUGAGCAAAAUUCCUCCGACACAAUACAAGUGAAUGAUUCGAAUGAAGCUGACACUGUGCUCUUGGAAGCCUAGUAAAACUAAUUAAAUCCUUGUCUAUAAUUGCUCAAGAAUGUUAAGAUGUUUAAAUGAUUUUGUAUGCUUGCUAUCAUGGAAACCCAAAGGUCUGGAAGUAUGUUGUCACCUUCUUUUAUGUACAUUCAGUUUCUUUCAUACUUGGUU
This is a messenger RNA of Thrips palmi, 1597 nucleotides long. RefSeq names its product zinc finger protein OZF-like. Gene Ontology annotation, molecular function: DNA-binding transcription factor activity, RNA polymerase II-specific; sequence-specific DNA binding. The record is from RefSeq and is a predicted model, not a curated record. Gene Ontology annotation, biological process: regulation of transcription by RNA polymerase II. Gene Ontology annotation, cellular component: nucleus. NCBI's taxonomy places the organism in Eukaryota, Metazoa, Arthropoda, Insecta, Thysanoptera, Thripidae. Bases 254 to 1450 code for a protein of 398 amino acids. The transcript is spliced from 4 exons.